AUAUUCCAUGUACACCUCGCUGCGGGCAGCACGGCUGCAGCAACGGAAGUGCAAUGACUUCGGUGUGUUACAACGGGGGCACCGACAGACUUAUUCACGAGGCUGAUCAAUUAAUUUCUUACAUAGAACGUGGUUCUACCAUCCUAAAGUUUUAUCCUCGAAAGCGUCCAGAGAGGCGUACGCUUACGGUGAGACGUGAAACUCAUCAGGUGAUUUGGUUCCGGAAUGGGGCACCACAGAGACAAGCAUUCGAAGGGGCUCUCGAUAUAAGAGAUAUCAAGGAAGUCAGAGUCGGCAAAUCGUCUAAAGACUUCGAACGAUGGCCUGAAGAAAUGAAGAGGCUGGAGAACUCCAAAUGUUUCACUAUUUACUACGGCACAGAGUUCAAAUUGCGUUCAGCAUCUUUUGCAGCUCAAACCGAUAAGGAAUGCGAGGCUUGGGUGAAGGGCAUAUGGUUUCUAGUCGAGGAAGCUGUCAAUGCCUCAUAUCCAUUACAGAUUGAGAGAUGGUUGAGAAAGGAAUUUUAUGCACUUGAGAAUUCUCAAGAAAAAGUGACUCUGAAAGAAGUAAAAGCAUUUUUACCAAAAAUUAAUUGCAAAAUAUCAACAAGUAAACUUAGAGAUAUCUUUCAAGAAGUAGACACCAAUAAAAGAGGUGAAAUUGGAUUUGAUGACUUUUCUAUCUUGUACCACAGGCUGAUAUUUGAUGAAAAUAAUGUCCACGAUAUCUUCGAUAAAUACUCGUUGUACUGUUCAAACGGCACCUCGAUCAGUCUUCGCGAGUUCCAAAGAUUCCUGCUUGUGGAACAUCAUGAUCGCAUGGGCGAAGACGAGAUACGGGCAUCGCAAUUCAUUAGAGAUUACCUUCGGGAUCCACAAAGAGACGUCUAUGAACCUUAUUUCACAUUGAAUGAAUUUAUCGAGAUGCUGUUCUCGAAACAAAACACCAUCUGGGACAGUAGACACGACUGUGUCACGCAGGAUAUGACUAGGCCGCUUUCCCAUUACUGGAUCUCAUCUUCUCAUAACACAUACCUGACUGGUGACCAAUUUUCAAGCGAAUCUUCUUUGGAGGCAUAUGUAAGAUGUCUGAGGUCUGGAUGUAGAUGCAUCGAACUUGAUUGCUGGGACGGUCCUGACGGAACGCCAUUUAUUUACCACGGGCACACGCUAACUACAAAAAUUAGGUUCAUGGAUGUUUUGCGCACAAUAAAAGAGCACGCGUUUGUUACUUCAGAUUACCCGCUCAUUUUGUCGAUUGAAGACAACUGCUCAUUGCCGCAACAGAGACGUAUGGCUAGUGCUUUUCAAGAUGUAUUUGGGGAAAUGCUUGUGGUCCAGCCUUAUGAAAAAAAUGAAACGGCACUUCCCUCUCCACACGAGUUGAGGAGAAAAAUUAUAUUGAAACACAAGAAAUUGCCUGAAGGUGCAGAAGAAAAUUCUUUUGCGGUACGCCAAGAAGAAGGAAAAGAUUUGGAUUUAAGAAAUUCGAUAAAAAAUGGGAUACUUCUUCUAGAGGAUCCGGUCGACAAGGAGUGGCACCCUCAUGCUUUUGUUUUAACUGAAAAUAAGCUUUACUACACUGAAAACUACAGUACGCAACGAGAGACUGAUGGCGAUAGUGAUGGGGAACCGGAAGUGGACAAUAACGUUAACGUCCCUCAGGACGAGUUGCAUUUCGGUGAAUGCUGGUUUCAUGGAAAGUUGGCUGGGAAUAGGCAAGAAGCUGAAGAUCUGCUCCGAGCGCAUGCACACUUGGGCGACGGCACAUUUUUAGUGCGAGAAAGCGUCACGUUUGUAGGUGACUACUGCUUGUCGUUCUGGCGUCAGGGUAAAGUGAAUCAUUGCCGGAUAAAGUUGAAGCAGGACCGCGGCGUAACCAAGUACUAUUUGAUAAACACUGUAUGCUUCGACAGCUUGUACAGUUUGAUUACACACUACAGGCAGCAUCCAUUGAGAAGUCAGGAGUUUUUAAUAACCUUGAAAGAGCCGGUACCGCAGCCGAACAAACACGAAGGAAAAGAGUGGUUCCUGCCUCACUGCACUCGCGCGCAGGCCGAGGAACUGUUGCGCAAAGCAAAUUGCGACGGAGCCUUUCUUGUGCGUCCUAGCGAAAAAGAGCAAGGCUAUUUUGCAAUUAGCUUCAGAACUCAGCGUGAGAUAAAACAUUGCCGAAUAAAGCUGGAAGGCAGAUUGUACACCAUUGGCACAGUCAAGUUUGAGAGCUUGGUCGAACUCGUCUCUUACUACGAAAAGAACCCACUGUACAAGAAGGUGAAGCUGGAGUUUCCGAUCAGCGAGGACAUUGUUCGAAAGAUUAUUACUGAACCCGACGACAACUCCGUGUAUGGCACCCCAGGUUAUAUGGAUCCGACUUCUUUCCGAUCUUCGGUUACAGUAAAGGCAUUGUACGACUACAGAGCGCGCCAAGACGACGAGCUUUCAUUCUGUAAGCACGCGAUCAUCACCAACGUCGACAAACCAGACGCAGGGUGGUGGAGAGGAGACUACGGCGGCAAACGACAGCAUUGGUUCCCAGCAAACUACGUGCAAGAGAUCGAACAUAACCUUCCCGAUCUGUCGAAUUGUCUCGAGAACGAGUCCGCGGCGUUAGGAUCGCUGCAGAAAGGCGUGGUUGACGUUUUAGGCGCCGUUGUCGAGCUUGUCGUUGGUGAAGAGAGCGGGUCUGCGAGGUGGCUGGUUCGCAUCCAGGGGCCUUCGAUGUGCGCCCCGUUUGACAUGGCAGCGCCGACUAGGGAAAUAGCGAUCGAGUGGCUAUCUGCCAUCAAGGAGGCGGCUCACAGCGCUAGCGCUCGCUCCCUUCAACACCGCAAAAUGGAGCGCAACUUCCGCAUAGCCAAAGAAAUGUCCGACCUCAUCGUAUAUUGCCGCUCUGUCGCAUUCAACCAAGAUCGAUUGCGCAAUAAAGGCUUCAUCUUCAACGAGAUGUCGUCCUUUCCGGAAACAAAAGCAGAACGGUUGAUAUGUCAGCAAGAGAAUGCGUUCUUUCUCAAGUACCAUACUGUCCAACUAAGUCGGAUUUACCCCAAGGGGCAGAGAAUAGAUUCUUCCAACUACAACCCCGUCCCUUUCUGGAAUUCUGGUUCCCAAAUGGUUGCUUUGAACUACCAGACCGCAGACAAGCCCAUGCAGAUAAAUAUGGGCAAGUUCAAGGAAAACGGAGGGUGUGGGUUCAUUCUAAAACCUGACUUUUUGUUUGAUGAGGGAUACAAUCCUUACGACAAGAAGACCAUAGAGAAGAAAGUGAACCCUGUGACCGUCAUGUUGAGAGUUGUCGGUGCUCGGCACCUGUGUAAAUCUGGCAGGGGAACAGCUAGCCCGUUUGUGGAGGUAGAAAUCAUCGGGGCGGAUUACGAUAGCGGUGUCAAGUUGGUCACCAAGACUGUUGCUGACAACGGCAUCAACCCGAUUUGGAACGACAUAUGCGAGUUCGAGGUGGCGAAUCCGGAUUUGGCUCUCAUCCGUUUCUUGGUGCAGGACGAAGAUAUGUUUGGUGACCCGAAUUUCAUCGGUCAAGCUACGUACCCCUUCAAAUGUUUACGUACUGGGUACCGUAGCGUCAUACUUAAUAAUGGGUUUUCGGAAGAAUUGGAACUAUCGUCUCUGCUGGUGCAUUUAUCGCUUAUACCAAGCCAUUAGAGGAUUUUUAGUAAAUUCGGUAGCAGUCAGUAGAGUGGAACGUAAAACGCGACGUACCUAAAACUUGGGUUCUGCUUGAAUAGAUAUGGUAGUAACACAAUCUAUAAAUUGUUUGUAUUACUUUUAAUAAGCUCUUCCAAACAUGCAAUUAAUCUGUUAGCAGCCUAAGUUACCUAUCGGGGCUCCUCGUGCUGGAGGCCUCUAAAUUACUGCUAGUCUUUCUACUUUAUUGUUACGCUACUACCUAUCUGUCCAAAAUAUAGACAAAUAUUCGAAUAUUAAUUCGGCAGCUGUAUGCCAUAGUUUGUUGGGCUUUUGGUUAAACCUAUGUUUGCCGCCAGCAAAAUUCCACCUGAUAAAAGUCAAUUUCUUUCUUGAUCACGGAAGUUGUUUGAAUGGACCCUAGUAUUUUAGUAUUAAACAUCACGUCACGCUUUGCGUUCCACGUUUGCUGAUACCACUUGCAUCUAUUAUAAUAUUCAUAAUUCAUUACAUAGUGUUUUUAGAAUAUUACAAUAUAAACAGCAACACGUGCAUAACAUUCAUGCGUCUCAAGAUUAUUAGAAAUGUUAUAAACAUAAGAAAAUGGAAACAGAAAAACAAAGCGAAAA
Messenger RNA from Hyposmocoma kahamanoa, 4270 nucleotides. RefSeq names its product 1-phosphatidylinositol 4,5-bisphosphate phosphodiesterase gamma-1 (gene sl). The transcript is spliced from 12 exons. Bases 54 to 3659 code for a protein of 1201 amino acids. Gene Ontology annotation, biological process: phosphatidylinositol-mediated signaling; positive regulation of epithelial cell migration; phospholipid catabolic process. Gene Ontology annotation, molecular function: phosphatidylinositol-4,5-bisphosphate phospholipase C activity; protein binding; calcium ion binding. Lineage: Eukaryota; Metazoa; Arthropoda; Insecta; Lepidoptera; Cosmopterigidae. The record is from RefSeq and is a predicted model, not a curated record.